UUUUGGGUUCAUAACAGAGUCAUUGUUCGACUUGGACUGUUGUUUUUUUUUUAACUGCAUUCCAUCUGGUGAAGAUGAUGAAGAUAAUAAACUUUAUGAAAGGGUCUGUAAUGAAGAUCCACAGCCUGUCGCGCGCAUCUCGGUGUCUGACAGCUGAAGGCGUUGUGCGUGGGUUUUCCUCUGCAUCCGGUCCAAGAGUGUGUAUUGUAGGAGGAGGUCCUGCUGGUUUUUACACGGCACAACAACUCCUGAAGGCUCGGCAAGAUGCAGUUGUAGACAUUUAUGAGCGGCUGCCGGUGCCUUUUGGACUGGUGCGGUUUGGAGUCGCGCCUGAUCACCCUGAGGUCAAGAAUGUCAUUAACACUUUCACCCAGACGGCCCAGCAUGAACGAUGCAGUUUUCAUGGUAACGUGAAUGUGGGCAAAGAUGUGACGAUUGAGGAGUUAAGACAAGCAUACCAUGCUGUAGUGCUGAGUUACGGAGCCGAAGGAAACCGCUCCUUGGAAAUUCCGGGUGAGGAUUUUUCUGGUGUUUUUUCAGCUAAAGACUUUGUCGGAUGGUACAACGGACUUCCCACCAACAAGGAGCUGUGCCCUGAUCUCAGCUCUGAAACAGCUGUGAUUCUUGGACAGGGAAAUGUGGCUCUGGAUGUUGCCCGAAUACUUCUCUCCCCUUUGGACAUGUUGAAGGAGACAGAUAUUACCCAGAAUUCACUGGCAGCGAUGGCGGGCAGUAAUGUGAAAAGGGUUUUGAUUGUGGGUCGGCGAGGUCCUCUUCAAAUCGCAUGUACCAUCAAGGAACUCAGAGAGAUGGUGAAUCUGCCAAACACCAGAGCUGACAUGCUGACCUCUGACUUUGAGGGCAUCGCAGAAGCUUUGAAAGACCUUCCCAGACCGAGAAAAAGACUGACGGAGUUAAUGAUGAAGGCUGUAAAGGAAGGAAGAGAUGAUAAAGUUGAGAAGUGCUGGGGUUUCCGCUUCUUUCGCAGUCCCGUGGAGGUUCUCGCCGGGGCUGAUGGGAAAAGAGCAACAGGAAUCCGAUUGGCUCUUAAUAAGCUUGAGGGGUCGGGCGAUGGUGCGCGUGCGGUGCCCACCGGUCAGAUUGAGGAUGUGGAGUGUGGCCUGAUCAUCAGCAGUAUCGGGUAUAAGAGCAUUCCUAUCGACCCCACUGUGCCCUUUGACCCCCGAAAAGCCAUUGUGCCUAAUGACAUGGGAAGAGUGCUGGACACAGCAGGCCUGUACUGCAGUGGCUGGGUGAAGCGGGGUCCCACCGGUGUGAUCGCAACAACCAUGAACGACAGUUUCGAUACGGCACGUGUUUUGAUACAGGAUAUGGAGGCAGGCAAACUGGAUCUAUCAGUCAACAAACCGGGCGCACAAGCGAUCACUGCCCUUCUGCAAACAAGAGGAGUGAGAACGGUGCUUUUUUCACACUGGGAGAAGAUUAAUGCUGAGGAGGAGAAGAGAGGCAAAUCCCUGGGAAAACCCAGGGAGAAACUUUUGGAUAUAGACGAGAUGUUGAGGAUAGCCUGGUCCUGAUCGAAUCUGCAGAGCUGUCUGACUCCAUAGUGAUAAACUGUAAACCUGUCAUAACAGAAAGUCUUUUCAUGUCUGAGAUGUACUUGGUUAAUUCACCCAAAAAUUAAAAACUGAUGUUUCCAAA
Messenger RNA from Megalobrama amblycephala (Wuchang bream), 1662 nucleotides. RefSeq names its product ferredoxin reductase (gene fdxr). Gene Ontology annotation, cellular component: mitochondrion. Gene Ontology annotation, biological process: ubiquinone biosynthetic process. Lineage: Eukaryota; Metazoa; Chordata; Actinopteri; Cypriniformes; Xenocyprididae. The record is from RefSeq and is a predicted model, not a curated record.